This is a messenger RNA of Musa acuminata subsp. malaccensis (wild Malaysian banana), 1101 nucleotides long. RefSeq names its product large ribosomal subunit protein bL19cy. Gene Ontology annotation, biological process: translation. The record is from RefSeq and is a predicted model, not a curated record. Gene Ontology annotation, cellular component: ribosome. Gene Ontology annotation, molecular function: structural constituent of ribosome. NCBI's taxonomy places the organism in Eukaryota, Viridiplantae, Streptophyta, Magnoliopsida, Zingiberales, Musaceae.
AACUGGGCUGCUCCGGCCCACCCGUGUGUGCGUCCAUCAUGCUUCCAAAAUAGUGCAGGGUUUUUGAGUGGCGUCUUCAAGAUCCGUGCCUACUGUGCGUCAAGAGCUGGGCUAACCCCUUCUGUCUCGUUCCCCGGCGUCGCAUGCGGUCAACAGCAGCGGAAGAAGAGAAGAGCAAAUGCUGGGUGGCGUCUCGAGGCGUUGGGUCGCUUCCGCGGUUCGAUCCGCCGGCGCUGGUUACCGCCGGAUCCUUGCGCCGGUCUGCAGUUCCACCUCCUCGCCCCCUUCGUCACCAUCCUUCGUCCUCCGUCCCCCGGCAAACAAGCUUGACGCUCAUGGGGAGUUGAUAAUAACUCAUAAUGGAAUAUUCAAGCCUUGGAUUGAUGGAAAUAAAUAUUUCUUAAGGUGCAUGACAACAGUGGGCAACCCUGAGGUAUCUUCUGGACAAGAGAGUUCUGUUGCCUCACCUGAAACUGACCAGCCUCAUCGCAUCAAAUUCAAAAGGCUUGACAAAACUGCUAAGCACAUAAUGAAUAUUUUAGAUAAAGAAGCAGUGGAUAAAAUGAGAGAUGAGAGAGAUAUUCCUGACAUAAGACCUGGGUAUAUUAUCCAGCUAAAAGUGGAGGUGCCUGAAAACAAGCGUCGAAUUUCAAGUAUGAAAGGCAUUGUCAUAGCAAGGCGAAAUGCAGGUCUGCAUACCACAUUCAGGCUGCGAAGGCUAGUAUCUGGUGUUGGGGUUGAAUCUGUUUUCCCAUUAUACUCGCCUAAUAUAAAGGAAAUAAAAGUAGUAGACAAGAAGAAAGUGAGAAGGGCAAAGCUUUACUACCUCAGGGAUAGGAUGAAUCCAUUAAAAAAAUGAUGAUAUUUUUUGUCAUCUUUUGCAUUUUGUUCUUUUGACAGUUCCAUGGUUCUUAUAGUCAUGAUUCUAUGAAUUCCAUAAUCAGUAGCUGGGGAGUCUUGUCUUCCUGAUGCACAUUCAGGGCUGUUUCUCUUAUCGAUGCUGUUUCUCUCUUAUCAAUUCCGAAACAUUAUCUUGCAACUCACCUAUAAACUUUUGUUUCUGAUAUCUAUGGAAUAAUGCCUUUUUCAUUAUACAACAUU